GACCAUAUGCUUCAGUCCCUGCUCACUCUUACACAAGCAUCUCCUAAGAUCGAGUUGUACUACAAUUUCGGACAAAACAAAAUCCCCACAAAAAACCCAUAGGAGCACUGAGGAUUUCAUACAACUGAAGAAGAUACCAUACUUUCACCAGCUCUGGUUAUUGUUGUUUUUCAUUUUCCUUUAGGUAUUUCUGUGUUGUUGUUUUUUUAAAAAAAUCCAUAAAGAACAUGUCUGAGUUCAGCCAAAACUCUGACCAAGAAGACGUCUGUUCUGGGGAGAUUGACGAAGAUGAAAUCUUAGCAAACCUGUCCCCUGAAGAACUGAAGGAGCUACAGUGUGAAAUGGAGGUCAUGGCUCCAGACCCCCAAGUGCCGGUUGGAAUGAUACAGAGAGAUCAGACUGAAAAACCCCCAACAGGAAACUUUGAUCACAGAUCCCUUGUUGACUACAUGUAUUGGCAGAAGGCAUCAAGACGGAUGCAUGAAGAUGAAAGAGUACCUGUCACUCUCUUACCUUCGGAGAGACUCACUGCAGAGAAGUCCAAAGAAAAUUGUGCUGAUAUUAGCAAUGAGAAGCAAAUGGUGACAAAUAAUGCAGAGAAAACAAAUGGAGAUGUAAGUGACUAUAAAGAGAAUGAAGAAGAGGAGGAAGAGGAAGAGGAAGAAGAGGAAGUAGAAGAAGAUGAGGAAGAGGAAGAGGAAGAGGAAGAGGAAGAACAAAAUGGAAAACAUAAUGAAGAUUUGGGAACAAAGAAACCAUAUGGUGAAGGGGAUAGCAGAAGCAAACGUGAAACUAUGGAGUCAGACACAGAAUCAGAUGAAAAACAAGAAAACAGUGAGAGGAAAGUAUCAAAAUUAAAUAUUCCAAAAAAAUUAGCCAUAGAUGCCAGUUUUAUUAAGUUGAGUGCAAGGCCUUCAGGAAAUCAAACCAAUUUAGAGGGGAGCCUGGAAAAAGUCCGGAAGAAUGACCCAGACAUGACAGAACUCAACUUGAACAACAUUGAGAACAUCCCCAAGGAAAUGCUGGUUGACUUUGUCAAUGCUAUGAAAAAGAAUAAGCACAUCAAAACAUUCAGUUUAGCCAACGUGGGGGCAGAUGAUAAUGUAGCUUUUGCCUUAGCCAACAUGCUACGUGAAAACAGGAGCAUUACUACACUUAAUAUUGAUUCAAAUUUCAUCUCAGGUAAAGGAAUUGUUGCAAUCAUGAGGUGUCUGCAGUACAAUGAGAAGCUGACUGAGCUCCGUUUUCACAACCAGAGAAGUAUGUUGGGCCAUCAAGCAGAAAUGGAGAUCUCCAGGUUACUAAAAGCCAACCCUACACUACUAAAGAUAGGAUAUCAUUUUGAACUUCCAGGUCCCAGAAUGGUGGUUACCAAUCUGCUCAGCAGAAACCUCGAUAAACAGAGACAGAAAAGGAUAGAGGAGCAAAAGCAGCAACAGUUAAAAAAGCAGAAAGAGUUUAUAGCCAUGUUAGAGAAUGAACUUGGGUUGCCUCCUGGGAUGUGGGAACUGCUAGGGGGACCAGUGCCUGCUUCGAUGAUGCCUCCUCCGAUGCAGCCUCCAACGCCACCUGUUCCUAAAGCUCUAUCUGUUAGCAGAAAAAAUGAACCUGAAAGAAAACCAGACCCUGAAAGCAUAAGCAGCAAUGAUCCUCCCUCCUUCAAAAUAGUGAAACUCAAGAGAACCCAGCGCAAACCCACUAUAAAAGAAUAUGUGGAGCCAGCCGAAAAAACCAAUCUCAAAGAUGUGAUCAAGACACUCAAACCUGUUCCGAGAAGACGGCCACCUCCUCUGAUGGAAACAACUCCUAGAGAUAAGCUACUUAAUGAUAUUCGUCAGAGCAAUGUAGCUUAUCUGAAACCGGUGCCACUUCCCAAAGAGCUGGAGUAGGAUACCCCAUUCAACUGAAGGAAACAACUUGGAGAAGAAAAAAAAAAAACACAGACUGUGCAAGUGUUGCUUCAGAUUGUUUCAGGGCCUGUUUCCUUCAAAUGGAAGACAUGGGAACAACGCUUAAAGCAUGCUGCCUGUUGAAGUGGUGAUUGAAAAGGGUAGAAUGGAAACAAUAUAAAUGGUUAAUAAUUCCCAUCCACAUUCAAAUAAUGGGGGCUAGUGCCACCCUAUAGUCUGUCAGCUCUCUGGGCUUUCAUUUCAAAGGGGGUGGGAUGGAGGGAUACUUUGCUUCCCCUUAUUAAUAAUUAAGUUAUAACUUUUGUGGAUUUCUUCAGGAAAAUCUUUUUGCAAUCAUAUCACCUUCUGCUUUUAAAUUUUACAAAAGCAUAUGGUGUCCUUUUUGUGAGUUUUUCUUGCUGUGGUUGCAAGGCAUGUCCACAGGCUUUAAAACAGGUGCGGUUUGUUUGGCAAGCCACUAUUACUUUUAUUUUUAUUGGAUGAAGGAUACUGCAACUGAAAAGCUACUUUUGGAAAAGGUUGGCAACCAUCCACAACAGAAGCUAAGAUAAGAGAUGAUGACUAUGGAAAUUCCAUGAACAGAGCUUGCUCUAGGUUUUAAGAAACUCUUAGUCAGGACACCCUCAGUGGGCUCUUAUUUUCAGAGCCACCGUUGCCAGCUGCUUGUCCUAGUGGAGGGUGAAAGCACUUUGGACAGCUCUUUGAAAGUUCAGACUAAAUCAUGGAGCAGAUUCACUGCCUCACUGGCAUUGGAGCCACCAGCCUCCGCCGGCUUGUCCUCAUCCCUGCCCAUUGCUACCAUCCAUGCAGCCAUCCAGAUAGAAAGCUGGAGACUGGCAGCAGCUACUGCUGCCCCUCCUCCUCUACAGUGGUAGAGCCAUUUGCAUGGUCAUCCUCCCUGGACCAAAAGGAGAGGGCAGGUGAGCAAGCAAAUGACAAUGAAGAGGAGGAGCAGGAGCAGCAUGUCUGGGAAACUCUUGACAAUGAGUCCUCUGCAGAUACCAAACCCUACCUGUGGCCAUAAAAAUCAGCCUUUGGGUCUCAGCAAGGCUUGUCUUUGGGAAAACCUCAUAUUGGCUUGACAAGGCUACAGUUUAGGUAAUACCAAAAGUAUGAAGGAUAAGCUUCAACAAGAAUAAGCAAGGCCAGAAUUAGAUUUGCUUGAGAGUGGCCUACACUUGUACCCCAAGGCAAUUCAAGCAAGAACUCUGAAUUGGCCUUAAGAACAUUGGAACCACUCUUGGGCUGCUGUGCUCACAGGCUCCCAUUCUUUCUUGAAGAGAAUAGCGUCAUGGUUUCAAGCUACAGAGGGGCACAUUCUGUGAUUUUGUUAAUUCUUAUCAGUGUCUAAAAGCAUGGCAUGCUAGGUUUUUUUGAGAAAGGCUUUUUCCACACCUGAUAGGUCCACACUGUCCUUGCUAUGCCCCUGAACUUCUUUUCUUUCCAGAAUCCCCACAAUCAAGCCCACCCGCUGUAGUUAUUACAGUAACAGAACUGGAGCUUCAGAUCUCCCCUCAGGCCACUUGUUAACUGACUGCAGGAGGUGGGGCUGAGCAAUGCCCUUUGCUAGAUGCCUUCCUCUACGUGCUUGGGGCACUGCCCAAUUCAGAACAGCAAGUUCUUUACAAGCUGGAAGAGAAAACUAAGCCCAGUCCUUGCAGAAGACUGAACAUUAGCCGCUGGAGACAAAGGUGCUAAUCCACCCUUGCCCAAAUAUUUAGCAGUUUCUAAAAGCUGGCCUAGCCAACCACUUAACUGGUCCAAUUGUUUUGAUUUUUAAAAAAGCUAUCCAUAUGGUAUGUGCUGAAGAGCAAAAUACAGCAUUACAGUGUGUGAGCAAAAGGUCUCUCCCAUCUUGUGUAUGGGGAAAAUAUUUUGGAGGGGGUAAAAAACAGGCACACAUCAAUUUCAUUUGCAAUCUUUUACUUUUAACAUUACUGAAUUCCAGUAGCAACGAGGCUACUGCUGUGCUUGCAUAAUGUAAAUUCAUCUAUUUGCUCUUCAGCUAAGUAGCAGUGUCUGCACAUUCAUUUAUGCCUUAUUCACCACUAUAGCACUAACAUUUCUAAAGCUGCAGUGACAUUCCUCCCCACCCCCCUUCAGUCUCCUCUCACUUUGCUAUCAUGUAUGAAACUGUACCUCAAGACUGGGCCACAAAACCACCUUGUGCAGGCCAACUACUUUUUCCUCCUUCAUGCUCACAGGCAUUAGUGGUUUGGCAUGAGCAGGACAUCAAAGUAUUGCAUACCACUGUGAAAGAAGAUGGAUCAUGUAAGCUUGAACAUUUUGCUUGUGGCAAAGGAGUACAGGCAGAUAAAUUGCAAAGAGACUUGUGCUUCAGACUUGUACAAACUUGUAUAUGUGUGGCAUUCAUGCCAGGGUAAACUAGGAAUCCUGCAGGGCAACAACUCUAUCCAUUACAUUAGGAACACCAAGUCACCACCUAGUAAUUUAUGCUGCCUCAGGUAAAUUAUAUUUUAUCACUAUUCACCUGUGGAGCUAUAUUACUUACAGAGCAAUAUAGCUGUUGCCUCCUGGGAUGAUAAUCAACAUCUGGGACCUGUCCCUCUCCCAGACUUUGUGGUAUUCCAUUCACCAACUAUACCCCCCCCUGGUGUUAAGACUCCAACUUUAAUCAGCCCCAAGCACUAUGGCCAAUCAUCAGGGAUGAUGGGAGUUUUAGUCCAAUAUCUGGAGAGCCACAUAUUCCCCAGUUCUGUACUAUAGGAUGAACAUAUUUUAAAAGGUACUGUUCAUACCUUGAUACUCCUAUAUGAAUCACAAUCAAAUGAAACUCAGUGUGGCUACAUAUGCUUCGAAACACUCAGUGUAGCUUUGCUAUGUAUGAUCAAUCAUAAAAUGGUUUCACAA
Rhineura floridana is the source of this 4781-nucleotide messenger RNA. It is a transcript of the gene LMOD3, whose product is annotated as leiomodin 3. Gene Ontology annotation, molecular function: tropomyosin binding; actin binding. Gene Ontology annotation, cellular component: myofibril; striated muscle thin filament. Lineage: Eukaryota; Metazoa; Chordata; Lepidosauria; Squamata; Rhineuridae. The record is from RefSeq and is a predicted model, not a curated record. The transcript is spliced from 3 exons. The coding region runs from base 228 to 1889 and encodes 553 amino acids. Gene Ontology annotation, biological process: myofibril assembly; pointed-end actin filament capping; muscle contraction.